This is a messenger RNA of Galdieria sulphuraria, 1617 nucleotides long. Its product is annotated as transcription initiation factor TFIIH subunit H3 isoform 2. Gene Ontology annotation, biological process: nucleotide-excision repair; regulation of DNA-templated transcription. Bases 66 to 1052 code for a protein of 328 amino acids. Lineage: Eukaryota; Rhodophyta; Bangiophyceae; Galdieriales; Galdieriaceae. The record is from RefSeq and is a predicted model, not a curated record. The transcript has 5 exons. Gene Ontology annotation, cellular component: transcription factor TFIIH core complex; transcription factor TFIIH holo complex.
CAAACGGAAAAAUGUCUUUGGUAGCCAUCAGAAUAUUUAUUUUUUGUUUCAAGAGUUGAUAAACCAUGUCAAGCUUGUGCUUUUGGAAUUGGGAAAUGAAAAUGGACUUGGUUGGUAUUUCAGUUUCCAAAGAAAGUCAACAAAAUACUGUAACACAAGAUAGUGAUAAGUCAAAUCUUCUUUGUGUCCUAUUAGACUUGAGUCCAAAUUUAUUCGAUAGACUGGACAAGUUUGUACCCAGUCAAAGUGCUAAAAGUGUAGACUUGAUCGAAGCAGACGCACUUGAAACUUUCCUACUACAGUUGAUCACUUUUCUUCACGUCUUUUUGUUAUCGAACUUUGCAAACAGAUUAGUGAUAAUUGUAUACAAUGAAUACAAUAUUCACGUUGUAUACGAGGAUAAAGGUUUAAAUACUCUGAGCGACCCAUCCAAUUCUGCCAGUUUUUUGUUGACAGAGGAACGACAGGAACGUUUGACCCGACUUGAUUCAGAAUUCUUGAAAAAUGUUGCAAGUUUUAUUGAAUCAUAUCCUUACAAUAGUUGCGAAGAGAAUGGGACACUUCUUUCAGCUUCCCUUUCUUUUGCGCUUUGUUAUCUUCAUCGUAGAAUACUAUCGGAGAGAUACGAAGCUCGCAUUCUUUGUUUACAUGCGUCUUCAGAUGUACCCAAACAGUAUAUUGGAGUAAUGAAUAGUAUAUUUUGUGCGCAACGUUGGAGCAUUCUUAUAGAUGUUUGUAACUUGCAUGAAGAAGAAUCAUCUCUAUUGCAACAAGCUGCUCAUCUUACAGGAGGUAUAUACUUUAAACCGAAACAAUCCGAAGCCAUACCUCUGUCGAACUAUUUAUGUAGUUUAUAUUUUCCAAGUCGAGAUGCUCGAAAGUAUUUAAAAAUACCGGUGCUGAAUAGCGUUGAUUGUAGCGCGUUGUGUUUUGAAAGUGGAGAAAAGAUCCAUAUGGGUUACAUUUGUUCCGUUUGUUUAGCAACUUUUGGCAGAAAGAGACUUUCCUGUAAUAUAUGUGGUGCAGAGUUUGCAGAAAAUGAUAAGAGUUGAAGAAAGAUACGUUGAAAUGAAUGGAUAUAGUUGUAGAUGUGAAAUGGUAUAAUGGACAAUGCAGAUUUAUUUCAUAUCUCCCACUUAUAACUUUUGAAACCAUGUCUAUAACUAUUAUCUAGUGGCUUUAUGAAGAUUUGUAGAUGCAGUUGAAUAUAGCCAUUAAGACGAAGAGUGAAGAAUAGUCUUCACAAUGAGCGUUGUAGAAACUCCUAUGAAUCUAAAUAAUAAUGGGUAAAAGUCUUUUGGUAUUCUUUUGUGGGAAUUCUUGUUUGGUGGUUGUCGUCGUGUUGUACGAGUUUUAUGCCGCCAAGCUUUUUUUGGGUUUCGGCUAUAUUUCUUAUUACUUUUCUGAUUUCCCUUGGCAUAGUUAGAGGUAUCUUUCGAAAUGACAAGGACCAACUUUCGUAAGUUUGCAAUUGGUUUGAAUAAAGAACGCUGAACUUUUCUAUAGACUGGCACUACUUUGUGUUGUUCUUGCAUAUAGUUGUAUGUAUCUGAUGUGGAUUACUUGUUAUCUACAGCAACUGUACCCCAUCAUUCGACCAGAGAAGCCACCUCAUUU